AAGCGGGAGAGUCACGCAGGACGGUGUCAGCAGGUGGCCGGCCGGCCACGUCCCGGCCUCCUCCCAGCCCGCCUGGGCUGUGACCACGGCUCCCGCGGCGGCCGGAGGGGAAGCAUGCCCUCCGCCGUGCACUCGCAUCAAUGGGAUUCCCCUCGUGGGAAAUGCCUCCUCCCGGCGGACCUGCACCCGGACGGCCGGGCGCGUCGCCGCAACGUCCGGAUGCCGGAGGGGAGGAUGCACGAGCCGCCGGCGGCAUCCAGACCCCGAAUCGGCACGGAGACCCGCGGACGCCCGCCCGCCCGCCAGCCGCCGCGGAGGGGCGGGGACGAGGCCGCGAGGGGCGUGGCCGGCGCGCGGGAGGGGACGGGUUCUCGCGCGAUUGGGCGAGGUUUCCGGUGUUGUGACUGAAACCCGUCAAUAUGGCGGCGAUCGGCCGCGGCCGCUCGCUGAAGAACCUCCGAAUACGAGGGCGGAAUGACAGCGGCGAGGAGAACGUCCCGUUGGACCUGACCCGAGAACCUUCUGAUAACUUAAGGGAGAUUCUCCAAAAUGUGGCCAAAUUGCAAGGGGUUUCAAAUAUGAGAAAGCUGGGCCAUUUGAAUAACUUUACUAAGCUUCUUUGUGAUAUUGGCCACAGUGAAGACAAAUUGGGUUUUAACUAUGAGGAUAUUAUAAUUUGCUUGAGGUUGGCUUUAUUGAAUGAAGCAAAAGAAGUGCGGGCAGCAGGUCUUCGAGCUCUUCGAUAUCUCAUCCAAGACUCCACUAUUCUGCAGAAGGUGCUUAAAUUGAAAGUGGACUAUUUAAUAGCCAGGUGCAUUGACAUACAGCAGAGCAACGAGGUAGAGAGGACACAAGCACUUCGAUUAGUCAGAAAGAUGAUUACUGUGAAUGCUUCCUUGUUUCCUAGCUCUGUGGCCAACUCAUUAAUAGCAGUUGGAAAUGAUGGACUUCAAGAAAGAGACAGAAUGGUCCGAGCAUGCAUUGCUAUUAUCUGUGAACUAGCACUUCAGAAUCCAGAGGUGGUGGCCCUUCGAGGUGGACUAAACACCAUCUUGAAAAACGUGAUCGAUUGCCAAUUAAGUCGAAUAAAUGAGGCCCUCAUUACUACAAUUUUGCACCUCCUUAAUCAUCCAAAGACCCGACAAUAUGUGCGAGCUGAUGUAGAAUUAGAGCGAAUUUUAGCACCCUAUACUGAUUUUCACUACAGACAUAGUCCAGAUACGGCUGAAGGACAGCUCAAAGAAGACAGAGAAGCAAGGUUUCUAGCCAGUAAAAUGGGAAUCAUAGCAACAUUCCGGUCAUGGGCAGGUAUUAUUAAUUUAUGUAAACCUGGAAACUCUGGGAUUCAAUCUCUAAUUGGAGUACUUUGCAUACCAAAUAUGGAAAUAAGGCGAGGUCUGCUUGAAGUACUUUAUGACAUAUUUCGUCUUCCUCUGCCUGUGGUGACUGAAGAGUUCAUAGAAGCGCUGCUCAGUGUAGAUCCAGGUAGAUUCCAAGACAGUUGGAGGCUCUCAGAUGGCUUUGUAGCAGCUGAAGCAAAAACUAUUCUUCCUCAUCGUGCCAGAUCCAGGCCAGACCUCAUGGAUAAUUAUUUGGCACUGGUACUCUCCGCAUUUAUUCGUAAUGGACUUUUAGAGGGUUUGGUUGAAGUGAUAACAAACAGCGAUGACCAUAUCUCAGUUAGAGCUACCAUCCUUUUAGGAGAGCUUUUACAUAUGGCGAACACAAUUCUUCCUCAUUCACAUAGCCAUCAUUUGCACUGCCUGCCAACCCUAAUGAAUAUGGCAGCAUCCUUUGAUAUCCCUAAGGAGAAGAGACUGAGAGCCAGUGCAGCCUUGAACUGUUUAAAACGCUUCCAUGAAAUGAAGAAACGAGGACCUAAGCCUUACAGCCUUCAUUUAGAUCACAUUAUUCAGAAAGCAAUUGCAACACAUCAAAAACGGGAUCAAUAUCUCAGAGUUCAGAAAGAUAUAUUUGUUCUUAAGGAUACAGAGGAGGCUCUUUUAAUGAACCUCAGAGAUAGCCAAGUCCUUCAACAUAAAGAGAAUCUUGAAUGGAAUUGGAAUCUUAUAGGGACCAUUCUUAAGUGGCCAAAUGUAAAUCUAAGAAACUAUAAAGAUGAACAGUUACAUAGAUUUGUACGAAGACUACUUUACUUUUACAAGCCCAGCAGUAAAUUAUAUGCCAACCUGGACCUGGGUUUUGCCAAGUCGAAGCAGCUUACGGUCGUGGGCUGCCAGUUUACAGAAUUUCUUCUUGAGUCUGAAGAGGAUGGGCAAGGGUACUUAGAAGAUCUAGUAAAAGAUAUUGUUCAGUGGCUCAAUGCCUCCUCUGGAAUGAAACCUGAAAGAAGUCUUCAAAAUAAUGGCUUACUGACUACCCUUAGUCAACACUACUUUUUAUUUAUUGGAACACUUUCUUGCCACCCUCAUGGAGUCAAACUGCUGGAAAAAUGCAGCGUAUUUCAGUGUCUCCUUAACCUUUGCUCCUUGAAAAACCAAGAUCACUUGCUAAAACUGACCGUUUCCAGCUUGGAUUACAGCAGAGACGGGCUGGCCAGAGUCAUCCUCUCCAAGAUCCUAACUGCAGCCACUGACGCCUGUAGGCUGUAUGCAACCAAACAUUUAAGAGUAUUAUUGAGAGCUAAUGUUGAAUUCUUCAAUAACUGGGGAAUUGAAUUGCUAGUGACCCAGCUACAUGAUAAAAACAAAACAAUUUCUUCUGAAGCUCUUGAUAUCCUCGAUGAAGCCUGUGAAGACAAGGCCAAUCUUCAUGCUCUUAUUCAGAUGAAGCCAGCUUUAUCCCACCUUGGGGACAAAGGUUUGCUUCUCCUUCUGAGAUUUCUUUCCAUUCCAAAAGGGUUUUCCUAUCUGAAUGAAAGGGGUUAUGUAGCAAAACAAUUGGAAAAGUGGCACAAGGAAUAUAAUUCAAAAUAUGUUGAUUUGAUUGAGGAACAACUUAAUGAAGCACUUACUACUUAUCGGAAGCCAAUUGAUGGCGAUAACUAUGUUCGUCGGAGUAACCAAAGAUUACAGCGUCCUCAUGUCUACCUGCCUGUACACCUUUAUGGACAACUGGUACACCACAAAACAGGCUGUCAUUUGUUGGAAGUACAGAAUAUUAUUGCAGAGCUCUGUCACAACGUUCGUACACCAGAUUUAGAUAAAUGGGAAGAAAUUAAAAAACUGAAAGCAUCUCUUUGGGCCUUGGGAAAUAUUGGCUCAUCAAAUUGGGGUCUCAAUUUGCUGCAGGAAGAAAAUGUGAUUCCAGAUAUACUAAAACUUGCAAAACAGUGUGAGGUUCUUUCCAUCAGAGGGACCUGCGUGUAUGUGCUUGGACUCAUAGCCAAAACCAAACAAGGCUGUGAUAUUCUAAAAUGUCACAACUGGGAUGCUGUAAGGCACAGUCGCAAACAUCUGUGGCCAGUGGUUCCAGAUGAUGUGGAUCAGCUCUGUAAUGAACUCUCAUCUAUCCCAAGCACCUUGAGUUUGAACUCAGAGUCAACCAGCUCUAGACAUAACAGUGAGAGUGAGUCUGCGCCAUCAAGUAUGUUCAUAAUGGAGGAUGACCGGUUUGGCAGCAGCUCCACUAGUACGUUCUUCCUCGACAUCAGUGAGGACGCAGAGCCAUCCUUUUUUGAUCGGCCUGGACCUGUAAAGGAUAAAAAUUCAUUCCCUUUCUUUGGGUCUAGCAAACUUGUGAAGAAUCGUAUUUUAAAUUCUCUUACUUUGCCUAAUAAAAAACAUCGUAGUAGCAGUGAUCCAAAAGGAGGGAAACUGUCAUCUGAAAACAAGACAAGCAACAGGCGGAUCAGAACGCUUACGGACCCCAGUGUUGACUUCAUUCAGGGUGAUGAUUUUACACCCAUAUCCACAGUACAGAAAACAUUACAAUUAGAAACUUCAUUUGUUGGGAAUAGGCACAUAGAAGACACUGGUAGUACUCCAAGUAUUGGAGAUAAUGACUUAAAAUUCACUAAGAGUCUUGUUACAGAGAAUCACAGAGAAAACACGAGCCGAGAGAGAUUAGUUGUGGAAAGCUCAACGAGCUCGCAUAUGAAGAUGCGUAGCCAAAGUUUCAAUACAGACACUACAACAAGUGGCAUAAGUUCAAUGAGCUCAAGCCCUUCCCGAGAGACAGUAGGUGUGGAUGCUACGACUGUGGACACAGACUGUGGAAGUAUGAGUACUGUGUCAAACUCAGUAUCCCUGGUGCCUCCGGGUUCUUCUCACACACUUCCCAGAAGAGCACAGUCCCUUAAAGCACCCUCUAUCGCUACAAUUAAAAGUCUAGCAGAUUGUAACUUCAGUUACACAAGUUCUAGAGAUGCCUUUGGUUACGCUACUCUGAAAAGGUUACAGCAACAAAGAAUGCAUCCAUCUCUGUCUCAUUCUGAAGCUUUGGCAUCUCCAGCAAAAGAUGUGCUGUUUACUGAUACCAUCACCAUGAAGGCCAACAGCUUCGAGUCCAGGUUAACACCAAGCAGGAUCGAUUUUAAAAAGAAGCAUGUCGGGGGAAUCAGGAGCUUAAGACCUACAAUAACAAACAACUUUUUCAGGUUCAUGAAAGCUUUAAGUUAUGCUUCGUUAGAUAAAGAAGAUUUAUUGAGUCCUAUUAACCAAAAUACCCUGCAGCGAUCCUCCUCAGUGAGGUCCAUGGUGUCCAGUGCAACGUAUGGGAGCUCAGAUGACUAUAUUGGUCUUGCUCUUCCUGUAGACAUCAACGAUAUAUUCCAGGUAAAGGAUAUUCCCUAUUUUCAGACUAAAACCAUACCUCCAAUUGAUGAUCGAGGUGCAAGAGUGUUUGUUCAUGAAGCAGGAGGUCUUCCAUCUGGCACUGGAGGUCUGGUAAAAAACUCCUUCCACUUGCUGAGGCAGCAGAUGAGUCUUACGGAAAUAAUGAAUUCAAUCCAUUCAGAUGCUUCUCUGUUCUUAGAGAGCACAGAAGACACUGGGCUACAAGAGCAUACAGAUGAUAACUGCCUGUAUUGUGUCUGUGUUCAAAUUCUGGGUUUUCAACCCAGUAACCAACUAAGUGCAAUAUGUAGUCAUUCAGAUCUUCAAGACAUUCCAUAUUCUGAUUGGUGCGAGCAGACUCUCCAUAAUCCCUUAGAAGUGGUUCCCUCUAAAUUCUCAGGGAUUUCUGGAUGUAGUGAUGGCGUGUCUCAAGAAGGCUCAGCCAGCAGCACCAAAAGCACAGAAUUGCUGCUGGGUGUUAAAACAAUUCCAGAUGAUACACCAAUGUGCCGUAUACUCCUUCGCAAAGAAGUCCUAAGAUUAGUCAUUAACUUGAGUAGUUCAGUUUCAACUAAAUGUCAUGAAACUGGGCUUUUAACCCUUGCCUUUCAUUACAGAAUUAAGGAGAAGUAUCCACAGACAUUUGACGACAUCUGCCUUUACUCGGAGGUUUCCCAUUUGCUGGCACACUGCACGUUUAGACUUCAAUGUCGGAGAUUCAUACAAGAAUUAUUUCAAGAUGUGCAGUUUUCACAAAUGCAUGAAGAAGCAGAGGCUGUGUUGGCAGUACCACCAAAGCAACCUGUAGUUGAUCCAUCGGCAGAGUCCUGACCUCCUGUUUGGGAUGUACAUAGGCAGAUGCGAUUCACACAUUCACGUCAACGUUGCUGACAACGCCGCGGACGGGGCAGCAGGGACAGGAGCGUCUUCUGAGCACUGUGCCAGCAGUUUGGGCGCACGAACAGUGGAACUGCCGACUGCCCUAAGCAACCAUCUUCCUCUCUCCCCUGGAGCCCCUUGGGGGUUCAUUGUUCAUUACCACAGUUUUGAAAGUUUUAGUUACCAUUGUAUGCAAGAGCCAAGCACUGAAUACCUACAUAGGUUUUCUAUUUUUUCAUUAUACAUGCGGAACAACAGUGGAACAAUAAUAGGAUACACAGAGGCACCCUUCACACAGUUAUUUCUGAGUCCUUUUUUAGGGCAAAUAAAAAUAUGCCUUGUUUGUUAACUAAUUUAUGGAAACCAGGAGUCAGUGACUCCGAGGCCUCAUCCGUCACCACAGUGGUUUGUGCUGUAACUGCUGGUAUGAGAGGGAACUUUUCCUAGUGUCCGUAACACUACUUCAGAGCUUUGUAACCUCAGAGCGAAAGAAGAGCCUCAACGACCCGGGACUUGUAACUUAUUUUUAUGUUAUUAGAUUUUCAUAAAGUUUUUUAUUUGUUUUCCUCCUCUUCGGUUUUGUUCCAAGGUGUUGUUAUUAUAGGCUAUUUGAACCAAUUUAAGGUUUUUCACUACAGUUCCUGAUUAAAAUCAGAAAAUCAUUUUACAGUUCAGCCGUUUCCCACUUCUAGAGUGCAUAUAUAUGUGUUCAGUGGACUGCUGUUUUCAUCCUCUUCCCAUAUUACCAUUUUAAACAGGAACUUGAAUAAGCACUAUUUAUGCAGACCUAAAGCAAAAGAGAGCAUUAAAUGAUACUUUAAGGAAAAGUUAAGUUUGCCUACAAUUUACUACACAUUCCAUGGGAAAAGAAAAGCCAUAUUUCCUUUUAAAAAUUAUUGACACUGUUAUUGUGAUUAAAAAUUGUAGUGAAAAGCCUUAAGUACCAAAUUUUAAAGCAGCAGUAAUUUAAUUUUUAUAUCAGUGUUCUUGUUUUGCACAAACUAAAUGCAGUGAUUGGUUAGUUUAUGAGUACAGUAAUUGCCUUGGUCACAAUUGUGAAAUUAAGUUGACAAGGGCAAGGUUUUGUUUAUUUGUGUGUUUAAUUUGUAUAUGUCUAACAGAAAUGAAACAUAUAUGCAAAUUUGUAUAUAAAAAUAGCAUGGCCAAUCAUCAUUAGAAUGCUUGUAAAUGCAAGGAUUUUUUUUUUUUGAGGUCUAUAUAUAAAUAGAAAAAAAACUCCAGCUGGACUAAUUAGGACCCUUUUUAAAUUAAUUUGUGUAUACCAUUUUUACAGUCACACAUCAGCUUUGACAUAGUCCUAAUACAUUGAUUAAUGUUUUCUUAUGUCACAGAUCCUUUUUACAACAGGCUUGUUCUCUGAGAUCUCUGUAAAGAACCCUGUGAACCAGAAAGCAGAACUCACAGAGAUCCUUUUUUUUUUUUUUUUUUUAAUUAACUGGCACUGAAAGUUCCCAUUGGGAUGAAACAUUUCAUCUUACUUUAUAACACCUCUGACUGCACUUCACGAACUGUUCCCAUGUGCACUGUGUAGCAAGUGACAUGCUGUGAAGCAGACAAGGGCUGGACUGCUGCGUCUGGUAAAAAGGGGUUCUUCAGACUUCCUCUCAAAUCAAUUGAAGAUACAACACACCUUUUUAUACUUUAACUUAUCCUUAACACAAAUGUUCAUUUAAAUGUUGACAAUAAUUUGCCUGUCACCUUGGUCUUUGGUCUUGGGUGAUUAAACUGCUUUCCAGAGAACCAAAUGUUAGAGAUAGUAGACCAGAUAGUGGUUAAAAACUCCAAAGGCAGUAAUAUAGUAAUCUUCUUCACAAUGGGAUUAACCUAUUUUAGACAUUCAUUUUAAACACUACCUCAGUUAGUAUUAAUAGAGAGUAUAAAAUCUGUGGUUUAACCCCUCAGAAGGGAACAGUAAUUCUUUUUUGUCACACACAUCAUCCCCAUCCCGGGGCCCCACCUCACUCGUCCAUCCUGAAAUGAAGUCUCAUUACUGUUAGUCGGAACUGUUUUGUUUUUUAUUAUUACUUUGAAAGACUUGUAUGUAUGCAUCCUAAUAUUUGCCUAUAGCACUUAGUUUGGGGAGACACUCAGAGCUUUUUGGUUAUCAGUAAUUUAAGGAACAAAUGUACUUAAAUGUGUAAUAUUACAUGGUUUAUCCAUGUUUCACUGACAGGUCUAAUACGUUCUUUUUGAGUACUUGUUUGUAUAAAAGUAGACGUUAAUGAUGAAAAAUGCUCACAUGCAGUGCCAAGUGAUUACCUUAGGUGUUUAAAAAUAUUAAAUUAUAGCAGAACAGGUUAGGAAUGGGGUCAGUGGUAAUAGAAGUAAUUGAGAAAAUCAUCUAUAAAUGAUAGAUAGUACCAGACUAAGAAAUAUCAAAAUAAUGUCAAUACUAUAGUUUUUCAAGAUUUUAGGAUUAAUCUUAGUCCAUAUAAAUCUGUACUAUUGGUAAUUACUGAUAAUUUGGAGGAAUUUGGACAGUUGUGCUGGUUGUAAACUGAAUUUCUAAUUGUAAAGUAAAUUAUUUUUAAUUGAAUUUUUUUCAAGAACAGAUUUUAGGUUCACAUACUAAAUAAAUAAUAAGGAAAUUAGAAAUUAGUAUUCGUAAUUAAAUAUGAUCUAAAAUUUCUUACAUUUUUAUUUCCUGUUUGUGCUUAGAUAGGUUUGAGGGGGAAAGUUUCUUCUCCCUAAUAAAAAAUUUUUAAUGAAGAUUGGUAACAUUUGGACAUCCUGUAAGACAGUGACAUUAAAAAAGGCUCUUUUAGGUGGGUUUGGACAUUACUAUACUAGUUACUCUAAUAUGUGUGCAAGUCCUUUUAAAAUGGUGUCUUUAAUAGUUUUCAGCUCUUUUAUCCAGAGCUUGAAACAAUUAAAGCUGAGUUUUUCAGGGCAUAUUACAAUGGCAAAGUGCUCUACAAUGGGGUGUCAGUGAGUAUUUCGAUUUGUCUACUGCUAUUUAUAUACAAAUUUUCAUUCCAUUCAGAGGAUGCCUUUGAUCCCACAUUAAGCACAGAUGAUUAAGCAAUAAAAACCAAAUUGUCAUCCAAAUUAUAACUGCAAUUAUUUUUGCAUGGUAAGAGUGAGGUGCUGAUUUUGUGAGAUGAGCUGUGUAAACUACCUUGGAAAAGGGUCCUUUGGAUGUAAGGUUUUCCCUUUGUCCUAUGCUUCCAGUUUUAUCUCAAAUUCACAGCCCAUUAAAACAUGGGGGAAAAGAAAAGGUAGAGUUAAUUGCCAGAGUUUUACAAGAAGAGCUGUUGGAAUAAAAGAACAUUUCAGAUUUUCCAAAAUGUAAGUUGGGAAAGGUCUCCCUUGUCUGCCAGUCAGGAAAUACAUUAUUACCAGUAGUCCUUCAUUGAGAGUUUUGUGAUGAAAGCAUGCCAGUGAAAUCAACAGCAACGUUUCUCUAAAGACAUGGAAAUCUGAAACCUUUCUAGGAGCACUAUUGUUUUUUCUCAGUCCCAGGUGCCAGGGUAUUUUUCAUUCAUGGUAGGUUUGUAUGACGCACACAGAAUGCGGAUUUCCCCCCUUUGGAGUGUUUCUGUAACGUAGAUGGAUAGCUAUGCCACAGCAUGCAUAAAUUGCACAUUUUGUUUGAUUUUUUAAAUAAAAUAUUUAAUUUUAAAAAUAUAAUUUAUGCCAAAAAAGUAUACCUUGUAAUUUUGCCACUAAAAUGGUUGAUUUAGCACAAAAUGCAAAGUUUUGGGGCAGAGGUGGGGGGAGAUAAAAAAUUUUCAUAUGUAAUAGUUGGAAAAUGUUCCAGUACUGGCCUGUCAGAAACUCUGACGCUGCAUUGUAAAACAAAUGGUGUAAAUUAGUUUUGAAAAGUGGUAAGGGAUUGUGAAAAAAAAAUCUCAGAUUAAUGCUCCCUGACCACAUGACUUUCUUCUUUUUUUUAAUUUAGUAAUACGCUGCUACAUAUUUGGAGGUUCUGGUGUUUGUAGGUCACUGAACAGACAUUGAAAUAUGAUUUAUAUUGUAUAACUGUAACAUAGAAAGAAAAAGUAUUUAUAUAUUUUCCGUAAGAAUAUUUCAUUGAGUUGUGUAUAAUUUAAAUAAGGUUUGUCCCUAAAUGGUUUUGCUCACCUUGAUUUUUUGUUGUUGUGGUUUUCUUGUUUUUGUAUAAUGUGUACAGUUUAUGUCAAGGGCAUUAAAAGCCUCCUGAAGCAUAAUCUUAUCAAAGGGAUACAUUCUUAAUAAAAUGUACUUAAAAUUCUGAAA
Molecule: messenger RNA, 9854 nt
Organism: Eptesicus fuscus (big brown bat)
Lineage: Eukaryota; Metazoa; Chordata; Mammalia; Chiroptera; Vespertilionidae
Gene: RICTOR
Product: RPTOR independent companion of MTOR complex 2
Exons: 40
Coding region: 420-5567 (1715 amino acids)
Biological process (GO): positive regulation of phosphatidylinositol 3-kinase/protein kinase B signal transduction; TORC2 signaling
Cellular component (GO): TORC2 complex
Molecular function (GO): protein serine/threonine kinase activator activity
Source: RefSeq, a predicted model, not a curated record